CAAGACUAGAUUUGGCUAAAUUGUAAGAUACUUAAGGGCAGGAAUUAAUCUAUAUCAGUGUCUGAUAGAGUGCCUAGAAAUAAUUACUUAUUAAUUGAUUAUGGCCCUGAGCAAGUCUCUUCCUUUUUUCAGGCAACUCCACAAGACUGUAAUGUUCAGAGCAGUGUGCCAAUCUGCAAUGUUAGAGAGAUCACUCAUUAGGUUUUCAUUACAAUAUGGAAAGACCAGAGCUUCAACAAAGGGCUGAAGGAUACAGAAUCAGGAAAAGCUUUCCUCUAAGAAGUCUCUCCUAACCUAAUCCUUCAAGAAAGAUAAGAAUUCUGAAAGGCAGAGGAAAAGGAGAAAACACAUUACAAGAAUGGGGGUAACUUGCUCAUGUAUGGAGGUGAGAGAUGAAAUAGUUGAGUUUUGAGAACAGCCAGAAGUAAUCAAAUUUGACUGUAAUGUAGAAAGAAUAAAGGAAGGUAACAUGAAAUAAGGCAUAUCAAAGUCUAACUGUGGGAAACCAUGUUAAGGAUUUUUUCUCUUUUAUCUGAAAGGUAAUAGGGAGUCACUGAGGUUUUUUGAGCAAGGGAGUUAGCAAUUAUUAAUUCCUUCCUAUCUUUUAGGGUUCUGUUAUAAUGAGCAUUGCACAGCAGUACUAGAAAAUGGGCUGUCAUCUAAGACCUGUCCUGUAUUUCCAUUUAAAGGCCUUCAAAGAGAUAAAACUAUUCAUGAUAGUAAAUGUGACCAGUCAGAUAGGAUUUCAGGCACUUUUGCAUUAGUGAUUUCUACUUCCAGUCUACUCCAUUAAAGAUCCCAUUUUAUUCUUACCCUAACCAGACACUGAACAUUUGGUUUCCUGGUCAUUACCCUAAAAGAUCCAGAAAAUGAUUUGUAAAAUGGGGCUGGGGAGUGGUCGUUUAAAAGCAGAAAUAGAGGGGGCAUCUGGGUGGCUCAGUGGAUGGAGAGCCAGGCCUAGAGAUAGGAGGUCCUAGGUUCAAAUAUGACCUCAGCCACUUCCCAGCUGUGUGACCCUGGGCAAGUCACUUAACCCCCAUUGUCUAUCCCUUACCACUCUUCUGCCUUGGAACCAAUACACAGUAUUGAUUUCAAGAUGGAAGGUAAGGGUUUUUUUUAAAUAAGUAAAUAAAAUAAAAGCAGAAAUAGAAUCACAAAGAUGGCUUGAAUUUAGUCUGCACUCCAGGAGGAUAAUGCAAGAGGCAAAAUUCCAGAGGAAAUUUUUGAAGUAUGAGAGAAAUGAGCCAGAAUGUCUGCUCCAUCAGACACCCUCCUAGAAUGAUCUUUCCACAUUCCUAGGUGACUCACUCCAUGGAGAAGCAGGGAGGGAACUGAGAACUGCUUCUUGGACUUCUGGAUCAGUCCUAAAGAAAUGGAAAGAAGUUUUUUCACCCUAGGCUUUCAGAGGCUGUACUUUGGGAUUUUGGCAAAGGCCUCAAAGAUCUAGGGACCCUUUUACUGAAAGGAGAUAGUUGUUCCAGAGAUUUUCAGCUGGCAGAAAGUAGUAGUCAAUCUGAGGAGAUUGGCUUCUCAGUUUAUAGAAUUAGAGUGGCACUUAGAGGCAAUACUGACACUUAAAGACAAAUCUAGCAUUUCUCUUUAGGAGUCUGGGGAAUUUAGUUCAUUUUCAACAAGCAUGUAUUAAAUUCCCACUGUAUAUGAAAUAAGGUAAACCAGGCAUAAUAUCUAUUAUCAUUAAAGAGUAGAGAUUGAUGUUGGAUUUCAAACUACAAUAUUGCCUAAUCCCUGACUAAACAAAGCAAACAAACAAAACCUACUUCCUCACUUCAGUGUAUUUUUUUCAGCCCAUUGAGCAAAAUCUGUUUAGAAAUCCUACUACUAAAUUCUGAGUCAGCUGGGCUUUAGGAUACUAGUCAAUGUCCUGGAACCCAUAAGUAAGAAAAGAGGAAGAGGUGAGGGAAAAACUUCUCUUUGGGAAGUCCUUCCCUAGAGCAAGCAGGUGAUUGGAAAAAUUUCCCUUUAUUGAAUAUUUCUAGCUUCUCCCUAAGCACAAAUGCCCUUAAAAAAACAAAAACAAAAAACCCUUACUUUCCAUUUCCAAUACUGUGUAUUGGUUCUAUGGCAGAAGAGUGGUAAAGCCUAAACAAUGGGAGUCAAGUGACUUGCCCAGGGUCACAUAGCUAGGAAAUGUCUGAGGCCACAUUUGAAUCCAGGACCUCUUGUCUCUGGGCCUGGCUCUCAAUCUACUGAGCCACCCAGGUGCCCCCUUAGGUGCCCUUCAUAAGGCUUAGUCCUAGUGAUCUUUUUCUUCUCACUACACACUCUCAGUAUCCUUAUUAGCUCCUAUGGUUUCACUGUUUACCUAUGAAAUCUAUAUUUUCAGUCCUAAAGUCCAGUUACACAUCACCAACUUCCUGCUGGAUAGCUCCACUGAAGGUCCAAUCUGCAUUUCAUAUUUCACAUGUCCAAAACAGUACCCAUCAUCUCUUGCUCCAAAUCUGCAUCUCCUUUUUACCUCAAUAAAAACAUAUUACUAUAGCGCCUACUAUGUGUGAGGCACUAGGGAUACAAAGAUAAGUCCCUGAUUUCAGGAGACUUGUAUUUUGCUGAGGGGUGGGGUAGACAAUUGUUAAAUUUAACAUUAUAUCUCUAAUAAUAAAAAUAUAUUUUAUGAAGUUUAUUAAGGAUCAUUAGAAAUCAAGGAAUAACGAAGAUACAAAAUAAAAAAACCACGUGCCCAUGGCUGAUUAACCCAUUUAAAAUCCCCACAUUUAGCUUACCACUAUACUUGCUUCAUCUUUGCAAAGGAAGGAAGAGAGUGUGGGAGGUGUUACUGACAGUUAAAUACCAAUUGUGAUCUUGCCAAUGGGGAGACUCAGGAGAGAUUAUAGGGAAUUCUGGGAAAUACCAAUGACUUCUGGGGAAUGAAGUCUAGGGUUCAAAAUCUCCAUUUUUACACAAUGCAGUAUGUAAACAAACAAAAUUAAAGGGAGAAGAUAUGAUCUGACAAGUGAGGGAUGGCACCUGAGUUGAUCUUUGAGGAUCAGUAAAGGAUUCAUAUCAGCAAAGAUGAGAAAGGAGGAUGUUGAAGGGAAAUGCAAACAGGUAAGAGAGGGACUAUCCAGUUCAGGAAACAACUUCCCCAAGAUUGUAGAGGACACUACCAUAUUCCCAGUCAGCCAGGUUCAUGCACAGCAGUUAUAGUUUGCCCUGCCUCACUUGUUAGACUACACCCCAUCAGGAUGAAAGUCCUGAGAAGUUGGUGAGUUGUUGCAUUUUAUUGAUGAAGAAGCUAGGACAGGGACAGAUCUCAGAAGCACAGAUACCAUGCCUCCAAGUUACCCCAGAGAAGCUAGGGACAUAGCCAAGAAUGAAAUCAAGUUUCCUGCUUUGCAAACCAGUGCUCUUACUGCUGGGCACCAUGCCUCUAUCCUAGGCAUGGCUAGCAUCCAGGCAGAAAUGAGACCAAACCCCAUAUUUCCACAGAAGAAGUUUGAUUGUUUCUGAGGUUGUAUUGUAUUAGUGUAUCGAAAGUUAGAAAAUCUUUGUGGAGUGUCUGCGCUCUAACCCCCUCAGACUACUCCCAAUUCUUGGCUUGUUGUUUCUGUCCUGGUGGUGAGUCAGCUGUGGGUGGAAAGCCCAGGAGUCACCACCAAUGUGCUCAUGGCUGCAUUCCUACAUUCCUGCCUGGUGUGCUGUGCAUUUUUAGCAUUCCUUAGGAGCCCUGUGUCCACAAUGUACACAAUUAUCAUCAAGGACUCUGGCUUUCAGGACAGUACCCCAGCUUUCAGCUGCCCUACAACUUUACCUGGUCGGAAUUAGAGAUGUCUUUGUCAUGGAACUUCAAUAUUUUGGAUGGUCAGAGAAUAUGGGGGCCCUAUUUUUUGGUGGUUGAGGGCAAACAAGUUUUCAGGUAUGGUUUCAUGGGCACUGACUAUCCAGGAUGAAGGAAUACUUCUUCUCUGUGUUUGUUCCCUGUGUUGUCUUUUCAGGGCAAAUAGAGAAAAAGUUGUAGCCAAACAAGUUUUAGCAAAAUCCACUAUCUUUUAUGAUAUCCUAUAAGCAUGUCUCCAGUAGAUUUACCCCCAAUUUUUCUUUUAAAAUGCCAACACUCAUCAUCUUGCAGUCAUGGCCACUUAGAGAGCUGGCCCUCAUUCAGCUGUGGACAGUUCCUCAUUGUCUGCCAAGGAUCUUUCUGUAUAAAAACAAAGUACCUUUUUCUUUUCUUUUUUUUUCUAUUCAAGCCAUAAAUAUUAAUUGAGUGAAUAAUCUAUGUGACUCACAAUCACAGUCUUUUAACCUAGAGAUCAUGAGACUAAAAUUCCUGAACAAUGACUCCCCAAACUGAGGUCCACCAUAGAUCUGAUGGCAAAGCUUGGAUGCUGGGCCUCAAUUCAGCCUCGGACAAGCUGAGUGAGAGUACUGCCUCUAAACUUCAUUACUGCUUCUCAUGGGGUAUUUACAGAAAGACUCAGUUUUCUCUCGAGACCUGUUCAGCUGUCCUGGUUCCCAGGGGCCCUAGAAAAAUCCAGGGCUACUCUUGAAGUGGGAAGCUGCCCUGGAUUUGGGCAAUAACCAGUAGAACUUGAUGCUGACGCCACAGUGUAAAAAUAAACACCUCCCACAGUGUCUUCUCAACCUGUUUGGCAUCAGAGCUGCUAUUAUUAACCUCAUAGGCAUCUGUGAUGGGCAGACAACAGCCUGGACGGGACCCAUCAAGCCAGAAUGGGAGUUUGUUGCCUUUCCCUCACACCUGGAGGGACCUGAUUCAGGGUCCCAAGAAAAGGGUGGCCAAUCUAAGAACAUGCUCUACUUCAGGUGCCAGGCCUUCCUGAUGAGAUGUGUCCUUCCCCAGAGGGCUCCGGGGGCAGUAUCUGGGGCCAUUGAUGCCCUCAGCCGAACUUUCCAGAAUGGAUAGUCCCCCCAAGCUUACAGGAGAAACCCUCAUCGUCCAUCAUAUCCCCCUGGUGCAUUGCCAGGUCCCUGACAGGCAGUGCUGUGGGGGUGGAGGUGCGGGCAAUGGAAGUACAAGGACCAACCCCUUCUGUCCACCUGAGUUGGGCCAUCCUGACAGAGAUCUGACCCAGGCUGACUCUCUGCUCUACAGUAGAGUGCUCCCUGCCUCAGGAGGUGCUGCUGGGGCCGGGGCUGGGGCUGGGGCUGGGGCUGGUCCUAAAAGCAGGAGCCGAGAUGGCCGAGGACCUGGAGUUCCCAAGCGGCACAAUCCUUUCCUGAUGAAGGAGAGUGAGCCAGAAGACCAAUAUGGAGAUUGCAACAGUUCAGCCCAACAGUCCUUUCAUCUGCAUGGGAGUGGACAGCCCCCCUUCCAACUGGCACCACCUGGCCCCGGAACAGGGAAAGCCUGGGGAGCCACAAACAGUCGAGCUGGUGUAGUAGAAGGACAGGAGCAGGAGCCUCUGAGCAGUUCAGAGAUACAGAAAUGCAGUCAUGGGCAUCACUGUCCCCCAGAACUGGAGACAGAGACCAUGGAGCUGGAUGAGGGGGGUGGCCCUGGGGCCAGUGACACUUCUGGUUUUUCCUUCGAUCAGGAGUGGAAACUUAGCUUAGAUGAAUCCCCAAGGAACCCAGGUGUCCGAGCCUGUGGCUGUUCAGGCUCAGGGUCACGACAUUGUCGUUGCAGCAGCACAUCUAGCCAAUCAGAGGUGGCUGACCAGUCCAUGGGCUAUGUUAGUGAUUCUUCCUGCAACAGCUCAGAUGGCGUAUUGGUCACUUUCAGUGCCCUCUACAACAAGAUGCAUGGUCACUCCCGUGCCAAUCUCAAUUCUGCCCCCCUAUCCUGCAGCGAUUCUUCCUUCUGUAGCCACUCAGACCCUGGAGCCUUCUACCUGGACCUGCACCCCUCCCCUGCUGAGUCUAAGAUGUCUUGUGAGUCCCAUCACGCCGACAGUGGGGGUGGAGAUGGGGGCUGUGGCUGCCCUCAUGCCUCCUCCCCUGAGUUAGAUGCCAACUGCAACUCCUACCGCCCACACUGUGAGCCCUGCCCGGCUGCGGCUGACCUUACCGCCUGCUUCCAGAGCCAAGCCCGCCUUGUGGUGGCCACACAGAACUACUACAAACUUGUCACCUGUGAUCUGUCCUCACAAUCUUCACCCAGUCCUGCUGGCUCCUCCAUCACCAGUUGCUCAGAGGAACACACCAAGGGUAGUCCUGGCCCAAUCUCAGGCCAGCCCACUGAGUACUACCUAUUCCAAAAACCAGAGGCCCAAACAGAGGAACAAAAGACCAAGAGUUCUCCAGCAGACGUGGGAUCCGGGAUGGGCCCAGAUUUAAUAGAGGGUCAGGUGUAUGUCAACAUAUCUCCUCCCAACCUCAGUAGUGGGCGUCAGCGUUCUCGCAGCUAUGACCGAAGUCUGGAACGAAGCCCCCCCACAAGGCUGGGCUCCCUGGAGCGCAUGCUGAGCUGCCCUGUUCGCCUGAGUGAGGGACCCUCCUCAUUGGCUGGAUCUGGCUCCCCACCCAGACGUGUGACCUCCUUUGCUGAACUGGCCAAGGGUCGAAAAAGAGGUGGAGGCUCAGGUUCACCUCCCCUGCGGUUGAGCACUGGUGACUCCUCUCUGGAGUUCUCACCCAUCCCUGAGGCCCAUCGAGAUGGGACAGGCCCGCUGGAUGAGGGUACACGUUGUAGCCACAGCCUACCAUCUCUACCCCUUGGGCUCUGCAUGGACCCCAGCAGCCUGGAAGCCCAAGUUGGCCAGGGCUGCAAGGAUGGCCUCCAGCAGGGUCCCCAGUCCAGUGAGUUGGCUCCCGCCAGUUUUGGAGCUACUGGGCAGGCACCCCUGGCUCUUUUGAUGGAGACAAGUUCUUCUUUCCCAGCAAUCCCAGCCAACAGCCAUACCCAGAGGGAUAUAAGAGCUAGAGCUGACGGAGGCAGCGCUGAAAAUCGGCCCAUCCUUCGCUACAGUAAGGAACAGCGACCAACCACCCUGCCCAUCCAACCCUUUGUGUUCCAGCACCAUUUCCCCAAACAGCUGCCCAAGGCGAGGGCUCUACACAGCCUCUCCCAACUCUACGGCCUCUCUGGAAGCAACCGCUCACAGCCACCUACCCUGCUAGCCUCCACCUCCCAGGGCUCUGCCCUGGCACCCUCAGCAGAGCCUCCUGCUCCUGCUCCCCGAACAGCAGAUGGAGCUGCCUCUGUCCCUGAAGAAAGCACCAGAAAGGCUGCACCUGACCUGGACACUUCUCGGCCAUCCCCUCUGGGAAGCUAUUCUCCCAUCCGAAGUUCAGGCCCCUUUGGGCCCAGCACUGACUCUUCUUCUGCCUCCUCUUCUCCCCCUGAGCACACUGUGGAUGGACCCCCGCCACGAAGCCACUCCUGCCCUGCCACAGCCAACCUGAUCCCUGUCCGCCAGGCUCGAAUGGCUGGCCCCGCCCACCAGCUGGAGGCCCCUGCUGAACCCAGCCCGCUGCUCUCUGAGUACCGGCUCCAUGCGGCAGGAAACCUGCCCCACCUGGGUCCCACAGGACCCAGCCUGAGCCGAGCGGAGAUCCUAGCCCGGGGAGGUGGUGAGGGCAACACUCCAUCCCGGCUUAGUAAUGCCAACCACCUAUCCCCUCAAGCUCUCAAGUGGCGAGAAUAUAGGAGGAAGAACCCACUAGGGCCACCAGGUCUUGGGGGAAGCUUGGACCGGAGGCCACAGGAAACUCGACUGACCCGGAGAAAUCCCAUUUUUGAAUUCCCUGGACCUCUCAGUGCUGCAGGCCACCUGCAUUGCCGUGUAAAUGGUCAAGCAGUGAAGCAGUUGCCACUAAGCCAUACUGACUUCUUCUCUGACCCUUUCUCCUUGACUGAGAAGCCCCCUGCUGAGUUCUGUCUAUCCCCAGAUGGCAAUACAGAAGCUAUCUCUAUUGACCUGCUACAGAAAAAAGGACUAGUGAAGGAUGUUAACACUGCUGUGGACCUUAUUGUGGCACAUUUUGGCACAAGCAGAGACCCAGGGGUUAAGGCUAAGCUGGGAAAUAGUUCUGUGAGCCCCAAUGUGGGUCACCUAGUGCUGAAGUACCUGUGUCCAGCUGUUCAAGCUGUGUUGGGUGAUGGGCUUAAGGCCUUCGUACUGGAUGUCAUCGUUGGGCAACGCAAAAAUAUGCCCUGGAGUGUGGUCGAAGCUUCCACACAACUUGGCCCAUCCACCAAGGUUCUACAUGGCCUCUACAACAAGGUCAGCCAAUUCCCAGAGCUCACCAGUCAUACCAUGCGCUUCAAUGCCUUCAUUCUUGGUCUUCUCAACAUUCGUUCUCUGGAGUUCUGGAUCAAUCAUCUCUACAACCAUGAAGAUAUCAUUCAGGCCCAUUACCAGCCAUGGGGUUUCCUGAGUGCAGCUCACACCGUGUGCCCAGGAUUAUUUGAAGAGCUGCUGCUGCUGCUACAGCCUCUGGCACUGCUGCCCUUCAACCUGGAUCUUCUGUUCCAACAUCGACUCCUCCAGAAUGGCCGGCAGCAGCAACAGCAGAAGGAACUGCUGCGUGUGUCCCAGGGACUGCUUCUCUCAGCCCACUCCACUUUGCAGCUGGCACGCACCCGGGAACAAGAGGGCCAUGGGGGCACAGACGGGGCAGCCCCUGGGGAGCGGGUGAAAGGGGUGGGGGCCCCAGCAGGAGGUGAGGAGGAGGAGAAGUUGGUGGCGACUGUAGCAGAGGUGCAAGCAGGCACAGGGCAGGGUGGACGGGCACGAAGUGGGCAGACUGGCUGGUGGUACCAGCUCAUGCAGAGCUCCCAAGUCUACAUCGAUGCUUCUGGUGAGGGUUCCAGAUUUCCCCGGAGUGGUGAGAAGAAGAAAGGGGUAGGAGGCUCCCAAGCCCCACCCCCCCGAGAAGGUGUGGUAGAAGGGGCCGAAGCCUGUCCCACUGCUGAGGAAGCCCCCAGCCGAGAUAGGGGCUGGCCUUUCUGGAUGGGGAGCCCACCAGAUUCUGUGCUAGCUGAGCUGAGGCGAAGCCGAGAGAGGGAAGGGCCCGUGGCCGCCCAGGGGGGCAGUGAUGAGGGGACCCAGGAGUCUACUACUGGAGGUAUCAAAUGGGGGCACUUAUUUGGCUCCCGGAAGACCCAGCGAGAGUCCCGGCCACUCAAUAGGCUCCCCUCCGAAUGGCUAAGCCUAGACAAGUCGGUGUUCCAGCUGGUGGCACAAACAGUGGGUGCCCGCCGAGAGUCCGAGUCCAGGGAAAGCCCUGAAGAAGCACCUGCUCUGGACCUGCCCCCUAACUUGCCCUGCCAGGUGCAGGCACUCUGCCACCACUUGGCUACAGGGCCUGGGCAACUGAGCUUCUGCAAGGGGGACAUCCUGCGGGUGCUGGGACCAGCCGGGGGUGAUUGGCUUAGGUGUGGCAGAGGCUCUGACACUGGCCUGGUGCCCCUGGCCUAUGUGACACCAACCCCUACCCCAAUCCCUACCCCCAAGGGCACCCGUGAUUGAAGCCCUUGUGCAUGCUGGAGCCCUCUAGGCACCCUCACUUCCCCUAGGGACUCGGAGCCCAGGAUGGGGCACAGAUUCAGCUCCCCCCACCCCCAGGCUCCAUUCGCCUGAUGGGAGCUGAAGGGCCAUAUCUGUGUACCCGUGCCUGCCCUCCCCAUAUGCUCUGUAUUCAUUAAUCCCUCAUAAUGUGUCCUAAGACCUUUGAUUCAGACCCCCCCCCCACCCCAAGGAAGGAAAAAGACUAGGCAUCCCUGGGAUGCCAAGACUUCAACUCCUCCACCCACCUGAGUAAAAAGAGGGGUUGUGGAGGGGCCCAGGCAUGCCAUGGUGAGUGUUGUGAGGAAGAAGGAGUAACAGUAUUGGGGCUGACCCCUCCCAGGCCCCCCCAGCUAUAAAUAGGCUGCUGCCAAUACCCUGGCCAUGUAGGGGAGGGUCCAGGCCAAUGUUUAUUUAUUUAUUUAUUAUGCAUAUUAAUAAAAAAGGUGCUCAGCCUCUGA
This is a messenger RNA of Monodelphis domestica (gray short-tailed opossum), 9886 nucleotides long. RefSeq names its product RUN and SH3 domain containing 2 (gene RUSC2). Lineage: Eukaryota; Metazoa; Chordata; Mammalia; Didelphimorphia; Didelphidae. Gene Ontology annotation, cellular component: cytoplasmic vesicle. The record is from RefSeq and is a predicted model, not a curated record. Gene Ontology annotation, molecular function: protein binding.